UAGAAACUUUAAGAUGGUUCUAGUCGGAGCAGUUGUUCUCCCCCAUGGCACAAUGUCAUUUGAUGGACAAGCUGCUGAAAGUUCUGUGGAGUCCUGCCGUGAACGAUAUAAAGGUCUACCAAAGCACCUACAGGUAUAAUUAAUUCUGAAUAAUUAAUAGUUUAAACAGUCUGUGCCACCGUAGGUAGCAACAAAAACACCAUAUUUGGAUAGGGAUUCAACUACUUGAAAAAUACAUUAAGUAAAACUCUGACAUUUCAAGCGGAGGCCUAUAGACUUGGAUCAAGUCUGUUUCCCGCGUUAUUGCAACUUGCGCUUCGCGGCGCGCUCGAUCCCUCGGACUCUUGAGAGACAGACUUGAUCCUAGUCUAGCGGAGGCCCUUCAUUAGGAAGUUAGUGACAUGGAAUUAAUUUUAAUCUUUUAGGACGUUUUCAAUUAUGUCAAGUCAUACCUGUAUGAAACCUAUUUUAUUAAGUCAUUCAUGCAUGACACUAAUCAUUAGCCCAAGCUCCAGUCUAGAUCUGCCAAUGAUUAUUGUUUUUUUGGCUUGUGGGCAAGCUAGCAUACUGUAGGCAGUCAGCAGGAGCGUGGUGAUGUGAUUUUCUAUUAUCUCCAUGUUUGCAUGUCUGUCCCGGAAUGCCCCCUUUUAAUCCCCUGCCUGGGCAUCCUAGCUCCUCUUAUUUGUGGCUCCUACAACGCAAGGAAAAGCAAAGAAGCCUCUGUCUCGGAGAGUGAUACCGGUAUUACUGUAUUUGUUAUUUCUGUGUUAGACUAGUACAGUACAUCUGAAACUGGUUCGCCCAUUCUGCGCUAUAAAAACGGUAUCUUGUACAGUAUUAAUAUUUGGUAUAUAGAACGUUACCAUGGAUAGAGAGACUGGCGGUAAUAAAAGUUAAACAGUGAGACAUGCAGGACCACCGCCAAUAUUUUACAAACUUUUUUAGGGUAUUUCAAUAUUAGCGCUAUUUCAAGGGUACCUGGAUCUCAGUUUAGAACCUUUCACUCUAAAACAGACCCUCUCUAAUACGGACAAAUGACACAACAUUUGUUCCCAUGGCGCAAAUACGUAUUUUAACAGUAAUUAUAAGACUUAGUAUAAGUAUGAAAUUCAUAGCUUAGUCUUAAUAACGGAGUUGCAAGUAACCAAAAGGAAGAAAAGGGAAAGUGUUUGCGAAACUAAGCCUUGCAAGAGAAAAUAAAUAAUCUAACCAAAGGGGAUUCAAUAGACCGUAUUUAAAACUGUGCUGGAAUUCAGGCUGUGCUCACAUGGUUUGGUAAGGUUCGCUGAAUUUUCUAUAAUAUAUCAUUUUCACUUCGCUAAUAGACCUUUCCCCUUUUAAGUGAAAUUUUGAUCUAGACAAGUCUGGACAAAAAUUUCAUCAUAGCUUGAAAGAGCAUCACAAAAUUAGUAAUAUUCCGAAGUUUCGUUGCAAAAUGUUGUAAAAUGCGGAUAAUAUAGCCUUGCGAAGUUUGCCGUUUUUCAGUCAUUUUGCAUUACAAACGGGAAAUUGAUAAUCAGUUUGAUCAUCUCAUUAUCAAUUUCCCGUUUGUAAUUCAAAAUGACAGAAAAACGGCAAACUUCGCAAGGCUAUAUUAUCCGCAUUUUACAACAUUUUGCAACGAAACUUCGGAAUAUUACUAAUUUUGUGAUGCUCUUUCAAACUGUGAUGAAAUUUUUGUCCAGACUUGUCUAGAUCAAAAUUUCACUUAAAAAGGGAAAGGUCUAUUAAUUGGAGAAGUUUCUAGAUCAAAAUUUCACUUAAAAAGGGAAAGGUCUAUUAAUUGGAGAAGUUUGACUACCGCUACCAUGCACUACGUCUCACUGGCUUAGUACUCAUCUGAUUGGUUAAUCGGAUAUACCAAGCGCACCUGAUCUGAAUGGUUAAUGGUUCCUUAAUGGCCAAAUCUGAAACUUGAACUGUUGUGCCAAUAAUAUUAAGCUUUCGUUGGUAGGGAUGCAACUACCUGAAAAAUAUAAGGAGAAUUUCCACGUUUCGAGUGAAGGCCCUUCGUUUUCGCCAGUUUAACUCCAGACGAAGCGCCUUCGCUCGAAACGUCGAAAUGCUCCUUAUAUUGUUCAGAUAGUAGCAUCCCUACCAACGCAAGCUUGUUCAAAUCUGAAAUCUGAAUCCCACUAUUGUCGCGCAUCUGACGUCAUAUAUAUAGCAGAGUGUGCGGCGUAUUCCGAUGAACAUUAUUCGGCAAGUAAACCUAUUUAAACACAUCGUUUGCGCAAGGCUUAAAAGCCACUGAAAUGUGGGUUUGUUUUUAGUUACUGGACACUUGCAAAGUAACGUCAUUGUGGUCGCCUUUCGCUGUUUAAAAUGACUCCUCUCCAAUUCGGACAUAUGAGUGGUGGACAUAAAAGUGCCAAGUUUUGGAAAUGAGCUGCUGCACGUUCUUGCUUUUUGCGAAUUGCGCGUAUAAUUUCCACUAGUGAUUGGAUGAAUAACACAGACUUUGGUAUCAGACAAAGGGUGGUUUGCGUGAUCUAGUGAAGUGCUGCGCGCGUAUUAGCCUUUCUCAUGAUGACGAAUAUCCGCCAUUUUUGGGUGGCAUCAAAUUUUUAUUAUCCAAUGCAGACAAUUAAAACAAUGUGAAAAGCGAUAAACUAACCAUUUACAAAGCAAAUUUACCAUCAUUCGUCCAAAAAAUUAUAAAAAGUCGCUGUUAUGUGGAUUUAUCGCACAGACUUCAACUGAAAUGCCAACCCAAAAAUGGCGGCGUGAGAAAGGCUAAUUUCUUGACAAAGUGCUUCGUCGAAGUGUUUUUAAAAUGUCAACAUCCUUGGUUUCUUACAGGUACAAUUAUCUGGUCUUUUUGAUGCCACAACAAAAGCCUGUGAGAAAAUUGCCGAGCUAAAGCCAGACAUUGUAAUAUUACACACACCCCAUGGAAUAUCAUUAUCCAAGAGUGUUGGUGUCUAUAUGGACAGCGCAGCGAAAGGAAAUGCUCUCUGGAAUGAGAAAUGGGAUGAAUUUAAAGUGGAAAUACCAUUGGACAGUGCAUUAGCAUUGAAAAUAAUUCAGCAUUUUGAAGACGAAGGAAUUGAUGCCCAAGGUAUAAAUUCUUUCACCCGCACAGAAGCCCCUCUCAGAUGGGGGGAAGUCGUUCCUUUAUGGUACUUAGAACAACAGUUCAAAUUAUUAGGUCAACAACCUAAGUAUGUAAUUCUAAGCCAAUCUAUGAAGAGAUCCAGAGAACAUCUUAGCCAAGAUAAGAUGGCUAUUGGAAAAUCUCUUGCAAGAUUUAUGAAUGAAGUUGAUGCAAGAAUCGUAUUUGCAGUGAGUGGUGACCUGUCUCAUGCUCAUACCCACAACUACACUGAUAUUCCACUGUAUUCACCUGAUCCACGCUGGAAUAUGCCCAAAUCUGAUAAAGCAGUAGUCUUCGACCGCGCUAUUGAAGGAUGGGCAACCAGCAGUGAUCUGAGUCUGAUUGGAUCUGAUACCCAGCUGCCAUCUUAUGACAAAGCAAGGGUAUGGGAUAUCACGUUGGCCCCAGCAUGGUUGGAUCGGGCUAUUGAGUUACAACCUGAAGCCAUAUCUUGCGGAAUUUGUGGAUUUGUUGUCCUUCAUGGUAUUCUAUCUCAAUGUGAUAAGGAAAUUCACAGCCAAGUAUUUGGACGGUUUGCCCCAACAUACUAUGGCAUGAUUGCCAUUGUUUUUUCCUUGUGUUAAUUUAAAAUUGAGAAUUUGGUACAAUAUAUGACAUAAAAUAUUUUCAAUUUGGUGC
Molecule: messenger RNA, 3736 nt
Organism: Paramuricea clavata
Lineage: Eukaryota; Metazoa; Cnidaria; Anthozoa; Malacalcyonacea; Plexauridae
Source: the annotation of a GenBank genome assembly